Molecule: messenger RNA, 1019 nt
Organism: Argentina anserina (silverweed cinquefoil)
Lineage: Eukaryota; Viridiplantae; Streptophyta; Magnoliopsida; Rosales; Rosaceae
Exons: 3
Coding region: 42-779 (245 amino acids)
Cellular component (GO): mitochondrial matrix
Source: RefSeq, a predicted model, not a curated record
AACCCUAAACCCCUCAGUCUCCUCAUCUCUCUCAAAACGCAAUGGCUUUCACUUCCAUCCUCCGCAGAUCGGCCUCAUCUCUGGCCCCACUUGCCACCCGCCUCGUCCGCGGCCAACGGAGCUACCACGCCGCCGUCUUCACCGCCAUAAACCACUCCACCCUCGCCGCCCGGAAGCCCUCUCUGGCUCGUCAAAACCCUCGGUACUAUUCCAAGGCCGACGACAGCCUUCUCCGAGUCAUCGACGCUGAGAUUCAGUGCGCCGAGGAGACUGAUGAUCAGGAGAUUGAAGAGGUUCCGAGUGGUUUCCCUUUCAAGAUAGAAGAUGAGCCUGGAUAUCAGACAGUGAAGCUGACGAGAACGUAUCAAGAUGAAGAGAUAGAAGUGGAAGUUCACAUGCCUGAUCUAGUUACCGGCGAGGGUGAGGAUGAUGAUGAUGCGGAUGAUGAUGCCAAUCAAUCGAGCAUCCCAUUGGUCGUGAGCGUCUCCAAGGGGAGUGAUUCCCCUAUUCUGGAGUUUAGCUGCAAUGCCUACCCUGAUGAGAUUCAGAUAGAGAGCUUGGUAGUUAAGAAUCCCGGCACUGCUGAGGAUCAGAUCGGCUACGAGGGGCCUGACUUCCAUGAUUUGGAUGAGAAUCUCCAGAAGUCCUUUCACAAGUACUUGGAGAUUAGGGGAAUCAAGCCCAGCACAACCAAUUUCUUGCAUGAGUACAUGAUCAACAAAGACAGCAGGGAAUACAAGAACUGGCUGAAGAAACUUAAGCAAUUUGUUCAAGUUUAAUUGCCUCCUAGCAUAUCGGUUUUGCCCGGAAGAGAUCCGAAGUUAUGUUUGAGUCUGUCUUAUGGAACAUCUAUGACUUUUAAGCAACAAAUCCUAUAAUUUAGGGAAACGAUUAUGUAGUUCAUUGAAAUUAAUGAUGUGCUCUAUGUUGGCAUUGUUACGCUUGUGACAUGCAGUAGCAUUUGAGCAUUGUCUUACGUUUUAUCAGGCAAUCAAUUAUGUUGCAGCAUUUUCCAAGCU